Messenger RNA from Dermatophagoides farinae (American house dust mite), 1108 nucleotides. Its product is annotated as nose resistant to fluoxetine protein 6-like. Gene Ontology annotation, molecular function: acyltransferase activity, transferring groups other than amino-acyl groups. Lineage: Eukaryota; Metazoa; Arthropoda; Arachnida; Sarcoptiformes; Pyroglyphidae. The record is from RefSeq and is a predicted model, not a curated record.
UUUAAAAAGUUUUUUUUUUCUUCACUCUUAAAAUGAAAUGUCCGUUAGUUGUGGCUAAUUCGAAUGUAUUCAUCAUCAUUAGUAUUGUUGUCAUCAUCACUAUUUCGACAUGUCAUUGUCGACCAGACAACGAUAAACAACGAAUCAUUCGAAUCAAUUCAUUAGACAGAAUUCAUACUACAGAAAAUCAUCAUCAAUAUGAAUCGAUUAAUGAUGGACGAAUAUUUUUAUAUUAUUUUUUUAAAUAUUAUGAAUUUGUUCGCCAUAAUCUAUCACAAGAAUGUCGACAAUCAUAUGAUUAUUUUCUUGAUAAUUCCAAAGAAAAAUGGGCAAUGAAAAUGAUUGAUUCGAAUUCAGUACUUGAAUCCGGUCUAAUGGAUGGUAAUAUACAAUUUUUUGGUGAAUUUGAUCAAUGUUUAGAUCUAACCAUUGAUCAUUUACCAAAUGGACAGAUACAAUAUUGUACUAUACAAUUUCCGGCAUCAAUUAUUAUGACUAAAAAUGAGAGCGAUACAUUUCCUUCAUUCAUAUUUUCGAUGGUACCACCAACGGCUAGUAUUUGUAUACCGGCUGCAUGUUCAAUGCAUCAUGAUUUACCUGUUAUUCUUAAUGAAUUAUCCAUACGUGAUAAUCAAAAACCAUUGACCAUUACACAAUGUAUCACUAGACAAGAUCUUAAAAUUGGUAAUCGUAUUGAAACAAUUCAUAUGGUUAUUAUUGCAUUAUUUGCAACAAUAUUUACAAUGAUCAUCAUUGGAACAAUAAUUGAAAUGAAUCAAUUGAAUAGAUUAUCAUCAUCAACAUCUGCGAAAAAUUUCAUCAUCCGAUUAUUACUUUGUUUUAGUCUUGCACGUAAUCUUGGUUUUUGUUCAGAACUAAAUCAUAUCAACCAUCGACUAAAACAACAACAACAACAACUCGCACACCACAAAUUGAUUGUUUACACGGGAUUCGUGUCCUUAGUUUUUUAUUUAUCUUAAUCUAUCAUACGUUUACUGAAGCACAGAUUCCAAGUGCUAAUUUAUUAAAAGUUUUGGGUGUUGAACAUGGAUUUCUAUAUCAAUUCAUCACAAAUGCCGCUCUUUGGGUGGAUACAUUUUUCCUUUUA